GCAGAAGAAGAGAAACUCAGGAAUGGGAUGAGAUGGUGAAACAUCCGACAGCAACGUUUAUAUCGGAGUCUUUUUGGAGACUCGUAUCUUCUGUGGUUCAGCUGUAAAAAUGUCUUUAGUUCACCCCGAAUGGGAGUUCAUGAACGAACAGUCAACCUCCGCCGAAGAAACACCAGCAGAGUUCAAAACAAUCGUCGUGAAGGCCGAGGAGGAGGUGGACGAUCAGCGCAGGCUGCUGGAUUUAACCCGAACACCGCAGAUUAUCUUACACCGAAUAGACUUUCUGCAUCCUGAUGAUGUGAAGGAGGAGCAUCUGUUUAAAAAAGAGAACAUCUCUAGUUUGGACCAGGAGGAACCAGAAGCACUGAGGAUAAAGGAAGAACAAGAGGAGCUGCCAUGUCAGCAAAUAAAAGAAGAGAUGGGAGACCUGGAACAUCAGGAGUUAAAAGAAGAGCAAGAGAGCCGGGAAAUAGAGCAAGUCGUGGUGAAGUGGGAGACGGAUGAGUUCAUGGUGACUCCUACAAACAAUCACAAAGAAUCAGAAUCAGAAAGAGAUGAAGAGCCGCAGCAAAAUGAUGAUGAGAAUCAUCAUAGUACAAAACAAAAUCAGCUCACCGGAACUCAAGAUAAAAAUUUGUAUUCUUGUAGAAUUUGUGAUGAAACGUUUACUGAAAACAGUUCAUUGACUAAACACUUGAAAAUUCACACAGAUGAGGGACUUUUUUCAUGUACAAUAUGUGGAAAAACUUCCAGUCGAAAAUGUCAUUUAGAUGUUCACAUGAGAACUCACACAGGUGAGAAGCCAUUCAUGUGCAACCUUUGUGGAAAGGGUUUCAGUCAGAAAGGACAUUUAACCAUUCAUACAAGAACUCACACAGGUGAGAGACCUUUCUCUUGCAAGAUUUGUGAAAAAGGAUUCAUUGAAAAAGGUUUGUUGACUGAUCAUAUGAGCAUUCACACAGGCGAGAGGCCUUUUCUGUGCAAGGUUUGUGGAAAAGAUUUCCGUCUAAAAGCUGAUUUACGUCGCCACACGAUGACCCAUACAGGUGGGAAGCGUUUCGCUUGUGUGAUUUGCUUCAAAACAUUUUGUCGAAAAGGCCGUUUGACUCUUCACAUGGAAAGUCACACAGGUGAAGACCCUUUCUCGUGUAAGAUUUGUGGAGAAGGUUUCUGUGAAAAAGAUUUUUUAACUGAACACAUGAAAAUUCAUACUGGUGACAGGCCUUUCCCUUGUAAGAUCUGUGGAAAAAGCUUUAGCCGAAAAAGUAGUUUAACUGUUCACGUGAGGACUCAUGUUGCGGAGAAGCCUUUCUCUUGUGAGAUUUGUGGGAAAGGGUUCUGUGCAAAAGCUUUUCUUAAUCUUCACAUGAGAAUUCACACAGGUGACAGGCCUUUUUCUUGUGUCAUCUGUGGAAAAACCUACACUCAAAAAAAUCAUUUAUCUGUUCAUUUGAGAACUCACACAAGUGACAGGCCUUUCUCAUGCACACUGUGUGGGAAAAGUUUCCAAUACAAACAGUCUUUAACGGAACACAUGACUAUUCACACAGGUGAGCGGCCGUUCUUGUGCAAGGUAUGUGGAAAACGUUUCCGUGAAAAAUGCCAUUUAACCGUCCACAUGAGAAUUCACACGGGUGAAAAACCUUUCUCAUGCAAUGUUUGUGAUAAACGUUUCUGUAAAAAAUGCCAUUUAACUGUCCACAUGAGAAUUCACACGGGUGAAAAACCUUUCUCAUGCAAUAUUUGUGAAAAACGUUUCUGUAAAAAAUGUAGUUUAAUUCUUCAUAUGAGAAAUCAUGCGAGUGAGAAUUCGGUCUCUUGCUAGACAUGAUGACUCAUAAAGGAGAGAAACAUUUUUGUGCGUGAUUUGUGAAAAAUGAUUGAAAAAUGUUGACUGAAAAUCAGCAGUUAAAAAAAGUAAAUUAACUACAUUAUUUAAAUAGUCGAAAGUAGAAACAGUAGAAUAGUAGAAACAAACUGUGGAAACUGUGGAAAAUAUUUCAAACAAACCUUUCUCACAAAACACUCCUGUCAGAGAUGACUUCCUCUCAGAUCGCCUUUUUAUCAUUCAUAAAUCAAAUGAGCAAGAUCUGGCACACGACCUUAAAAAUGUCAGGAAACUAAGCUUGAAAUGUCUGAUACUUUAAGAAACUCCUUCCUGGUGUCAUUUUUCAAAGUUUGAAAAAUGAAUGAAAAUAAAGGAAAAAUCACUAAAAUCUGCAGCUCCCAUUCUAAUAAUGUAACCUUUGAACUUUAAUAAAGCUAUGCAUCGACUAAUUUUCAGUGAAUUCGGAGUGAUGCUCUGCAAAAGUUUAGAAAUGAUUCUGGCUCUUUCUUGUCUUUAAUUUGUAAUUUAACCAUUGUUUUAAAUUUCUUUCAUUCCUGCUGCAGUUGUUUUUCCAUGUAGAUUUUCUUCUUUUUGUGAUGGAAUAAGGCCAAAAUUUAGCUUGGAGACAUAAAUACUUUUUUUCUGCUUUACUAAAAAUUUUUGAGAAGUGAAAUUAACCAAGAUAUUAUAAUGUCUGUAUUUGUGCAGCACUUUAUUUAGUCCUGAGGACCCUGAAACGUUUUACACUACAUUCACUCAAUCAUGCACACAUUCAGACACUGCUGAUUUAAAUUAAUGUUGACAUCAAUCUAAAAGUCUGACCAUUUCUUUUGAAGUAAUUACUCACAGAGCCAACUUACUGUAAGCUAAUUCUGUAUGUUCAUAUAUGCUAAUCAGGAUUUAAACAAUAUGUUUAAUGUUUUAAAUUGCGUACAAUGCAUAAAAAUGUUAUUGGUAUGGUUUACUAAUGCUUCAUUUGUUCAUUUUUUAAAAAAUUGUAUAUGAAAACAUGCACGGUUAAAGUGAAUGAAUCAACAUGCAAUUAAAUAAAAUUGAGUUUUCAAAUGGU
Poeciliopsis prolifica (blackstripe livebearer) is the source of this 2897-nucleotide messenger RNA. RefSeq names its product gastrula zinc finger protein XlCGF57.1-like. Gene Ontology annotation, molecular function: DNA-binding transcription factor activity, RNA polymerase II-specific; RNA polymerase II cis-regulatory region sequence-specific DNA binding. The record is from RefSeq and is a predicted model, not a curated record. The transcript has 2 exons. NCBI's taxonomy places the organism in Eukaryota, Metazoa, Chordata, Actinopteri, Cyprinodontiformes, Poeciliidae. Gene Ontology annotation, biological process: regulation of DNA-templated transcription. Bases 110 to 1825 code for a protein of 571 amino acids.